AAGAGGGGCGGAGUCUCCGAUGUUAGCCUUUUUACUCAUUGUUCUGAGUAUCAUCCCACCGCAGUUGAGGUGAGGCAUAGAGAACAAAGUAUAUCGGUGGAAAAGUCUGUUUGUGGACCUGCGUAGACUUGGAAUAUUCGAAACAACUUCUUGUAUUUUGACAGGACUUCUCCAUUGUUGUUGGUUUGAGCCCAGGAGGCCACCAUGGAAAUGCAGAUGGGCAAUGAGGGGAGGGGGAAGGUGAAAGAGUGGCAGGAGACCUACUACGCCGGGGACUCUGGGAUCCAGUCAGGAGCCACCACAGUGAGAACCGAUGACGACGGGACCGAGUACAGCACCAAGCAGUACAGCACCGUCACCACCACCAUCGUCUCAGAGAACCCUGCUGAAGUGGAGUCUCAGUAUGCCCUGACCCGGGCCCAGCGUGUCCGAGCGGCCAUGUUCCCAGAGACGGUGAUGGAGGGCACGACCAUCCUGUCCACCCAGACUGACCCGUCCCAGAUGACCAACGUACAGCGGCUGGCCGAGCCCUCACAGCUCCUCAAGACGGCCAUCGUCCACCUCAUCAACUACCAGGACGACGCCGAGCUGGCCACUCGCGCCAUCCCCGAGCUCACCAAGCUGCUCAACGAUGAGGACCAGGUGGUGGUUAACAAAGCCUCCCUGAUCGUCAACCAGCUGACCCGUAAGGAGGCGUCUCGCCGGGCGCUGAUGGCGUCCCCCCAGAUGGUGGCGGCGGUGGUGCGGGCCAUGCAGAACACCGGGGACAUGGAGACAGCCCGGGCUACAGCCAGCAUCCUCCACAACCUGUCCCACCAGAGAGAGGGCCUGCUCUCCAUCUUCAAGUGUGGGGGCAUCCCUGCCCUGGUCCGCAUGCUCAGUUCUCCCAUGGAGUCUGUGCUGUUCUAUGCCAUCACCACCCUCCACAACCUGCUACUGCACCAGGAGGGAGCCAAGAUGGCGGUGCGCCUGGCCGACGGCCUGCAGCGAAUGGUGCCUCUGCUGAAGAAGAGCAACCCCAAGUUCCUGGCCAUCACCACCGACUGCCUGCAGCUGCUGUCCUACGGCAACCAGGAGAGCAAGCUGAUCAUCCUGGCUAACAGUGGUCCGGAGGGCCUGGUCCACAUCAUGAGGAACUACAGCUAUGAGAAGCUCCUGUGGACCACCAGCCGUGUGCUCAAAGUGCUCUCUGUCUGCCCCAGCAACAAACCUGCCAUCGUGGAUGCUGGUGGGAUGCAGGCUCUGGGGAUGCACCUGACAGGUUCCAGUCAGCGUCUGAUGCAGAACUGUCUGUGGACCCUGAGGAACCUGUCGGACGCUGCCACUAAACAGGAGGGGCUGGACAGUCUUCUUCAGACUCUCGUUGGUCUCCUGAGCUCUGACGACGUCAACAUGCUCACCUGCUCCACUGGCAUCCUCUCCAACCUCACCUGCAACAACGCUCGCAACAAGGCCAUGGUCACCCAGAGCAACGGCAUCGAGGCGCUCAUCCACGCCGUCCUGAGGGCGGGAGAGAAGGAGGAUGUGGCGGAGCCGGCUGUGUGCGCCCUGCGUCACCUGACGUCGCGCCACUCUGACGCCGAGGUGGCCCAGAAUGCCGUGCGCAUGCAUUAUGGCAUUCCUGCGAUUGUCAAGCUGCUCAACCAGCCCUACUACUGGCCUGUCAUCAAGGCUGUGGUUGGUCUGAUCCGUAACCUGGCACUGUGCCCAGACAACCAGACCCCUCUGAGGGACGCUGGGGCCAUCCCCCGCCUGGUCAAUCUGCUGCUCAAAGCCCACCAGGACGCCCAGAAACACGGCUCCACCGCACAGCAGACAUACCAGGAUGGCGUGAGGAUGGAAGAGAUCGUGGAGGGGUGCACAGGGGCCCUGCACAUCAUGGCCAGAGACACCAUCAACAGGGGAGAGAUCGCCAGCAUGCAGACCAUCCCACUCUUUGUACAGCUGCUGUACUCUCCAGUGGAGAACGUGAAGCGCGUGUCAGCGGGGGCUCUGUGUGAGCUGGCCCUGGACAAACAGUCUGCGGAGAUGAUCGACGCAGAGGGAGCCUCCGCGCCGCUCAUGGAGCUGCUGCACUCCAACAACGAGGGCAUCGCCACCUACGCUGCCGCCGUUCUCUUCCGCAUCUCCGAGGACAAGAGCUCAGACUACAAGAAGCGUGUGUCCGUGGAGCUCACGCACUCCCUGUUCAAGCACGACCCCGCCGCCUGGGAAAUGGCCCACAAUGCUGUCCCCAUGGAGUCCGGCUAUGCAGCAGACGAGCUAGACGCAGGCUACCACCAAUAUGGAGACUACCCUGGUGACAUGCCCAUGGAUGGAGAGAUGGGGAUGUCCGAUGUUGAAUACCAAAGCGGUGGCGGUGGCAUGACCUACGACAUGAGGCAACCGGGAUAUGCUGAGCGCUACUAGGACAACGGCACUGAAGGGAUGAGAGGAGAGAUGGGGGGGGGGCAGCAGAAGAAGAGGAGAGAAGCGGGGGGAGCAGAAGAAGAGGAGAGAAGGAAGUGGGGGGAGAAGAAGAAGAGAGGAGCGGGGGGGUGGGGGGUGGGGGGCAGAAGAAGGGGAGAAAUCACAGAGAAUCUUCAAAUGGAGUGAUGUCAAUCUGUCUCUGCUCACCUCGAGGUAGUAUAUGCAAUUAUCACUGACUGUGGGGCUCAGAAUCUAACAGGGCUUACCUUCUGUUUUCUAAGAAUGAUGAUGAUGCACAGGUUUUUAGUCAAGUACGUUUUAAGGUUGUGUGCGCUUUUCGGGUGGGUAAUCUAUGCCAAAGAGAUUUUAUUUUGUGACGAUAAUCAUGUAGAUUCCUUUUUUCUUUUCUUUUUUUCCCCCCCGAUUUCAAUAGUAGUUGAAAACACUGCCAGAGGUGACUGGACAACGAUGUGUACUAUACAGCUCACCUGUUCACAUGUUUGCUUUCUUCAGCCUUUGUAAUGGACACUGCUGUUUUUAACUUUCUUUUAACACUAUUUGCUGUUAACAUUCUUCCCACUGUGUUUCUCGAAAGUCUGCAUGAGUUAAUUCACAAGUUAGUGAGUUAAUUCAUGAGCUAGUAGGGAGUUAGAGAUGGUACUGACUCUGUGGUGUAAUAUUCUUACGUUGACUCACACAGUAGAAGAGAACAACCCAAUAGACGGGAGUCUACUGGAGGCCCUAAAUCAAGAACCUUAGUGACAGGGAAUUUUGUCUUUCUACAUAAAGGUUUUUACUUCAAUUUUGUUUAAGAAAAUAAAGAAUAUAUUAAAGUACAGGCA
Oncorhynchus kisutch (coho salmon) is the source of this 3251-nucleotide messenger RNA. Its product is annotated as junction plakoglobin. Gene Ontology annotation, biological process: cell adhesion. Gene Ontology annotation, molecular function: cadherin binding. NCBI's taxonomy places the organism in Eukaryota, Metazoa, Chordata, Actinopteri, Salmoniformes, Salmonidae. The coding region runs from base 205 to 2409 and encodes 734 amino acids. The transcript has 16 exons. The record is from RefSeq and is a predicted model, not a curated record.